Molecule: messenger RNA, 612 nt
Organism: Botrytis sinoallii
Lineage: Eukaryota; Fungi; Ascomycota; Leotiomycetes; Helotiales; Sclerotiniaceae
Exons: 3
Coding region: 1-612 (203 amino acids)
Cellular component (GO): mitochondrion; cytosol
Molecular function (GO): deaminase activity
Source: RefSeq, a predicted model, not a curated record
AUGUUUUCAAGAAUCUUACCUAGAUACGGUGCCAUCAGAUCAACGAGUCGUUCCUCACUGGCCACAACUCUUGUUACAACACCUCAGCGAAGUACGAUUUCGACGACACAUACUUUGGGAGCUUAUAACACAAUCUCAGCUAGAGAUUGGUCGCGCUUGAGAUGUGGUAGACAUAACUAUGCGAAAAAAGAAGCAAGUCGAUGUGGUCAGUCUAAGAGGUCUAUUACAACAAUCAAUAGCGCAAAUCUCCCAGCUCCAAUUGGUCCAUACUCCCAUGCUGUGCAGACACCUUUCGGUGUCUUUGUUUCCGGUCAACUCCCUGCAGACUUUGAAGGAAACCUCGUAGAAGGAACAAUGCGUGAAAAGACGGAAGCAGUUCUCAAAAACCUACAAGAAGUUCUUAUCACCGCCAAGUCCUCUCUCGAUAGGAUCGUUAAGGUCCAAGUUUUCUUGACAGAUAUGAAAGAUUUCGCUGAAAUGAACCAAGAGUAUGAAAAGUGGAUCACUCACAAACCAGCGAGAAGUUGUGUAGCCGUUAAGGAGUUACCGAAGGGUGUCAAUAUUGAGAUUGAAUGCAUCGCCAUGCCCUUGAAUAUUGGACCCAAGGAAUAA